AUGGACAAGGACUGGGUCAACGAGAUGUCACCAAGAAGACACUUCACGUCUUCUGGAUCGACUAAUGUUCAAGUCAAUCGAUAUUUGACACAACUCGGCAAGACAGUCGGAUACCUGCAAGGACAUCCCGAUGGCUUCAGAAGAUCUCGACGCGAGGACAGAAUUCAUCACACCAGAAGACAGCCCACGACAAUCCAACUUCACAUCUUUAACUCAAGGAUUCAAGGAUUCGUCGGACAACUGAAGAAAGCCAGGAAGAAGAAGUCUUCAACUUCCCCAGCUCGAUCUUCAGUAAUGUUAAGGAUCAGGAUUCAGGAGCCAAGAUGUGAACGUCAAGCCAACCUAAUAGGAGGAAGUAGACAAACAAUCCCUACUGAAGCUCCAAAGAAUGCCAACUGCUUCACAACUCAUCUUCUGGAUAUCAAACUCCUGUAA
Molecule: messenger RNA, 435 nt
Organism: Caenorhabditis remanei
Lineage: Eukaryota; Metazoa; Nematoda; Chromadorea; Rhabditida; Rhabditidae
Exons: 3
Coding region: 1-435 (144 amino acids)
Source: RefSeq, a predicted model, not a curated record